AUGAAGGCAUGGAUCGGAGCCCUCGCCUUGGGUAUCGGCGUCGCUCUUUUUGUCGCCGGUGCUGUCAUGCUUGGCAUCGGCAUCUCGAAGGACAAGUCGUCGUCUCAUGAUUGUUCACGUUCCACCAAACCUCCAGCGACUAGGACUGCUCCUUCUGCUGCUCCCUCUUACGAAUCCGAAGAAAUCUCUGCACUCAUUCAAGAGAAGAUUGAUGUCGAUCGAAUCCGAGAGAAUCUUCGGAAUUUCACUGUUGACCCUCAUCAAGCAGGAACCGAUGCUAACAACAAAGUAGCUGAUUCUAUCAUGGCAAGAUGGCGCGCGGCAGGACUGGAAAGUGAGUCAAUGAGAUUUUCAAAAAAGUAA
Cooperia oncophora is the source of this 363-nucleotide messenger RNA. The record is from the annotation of a GenBank genome assembly. NCBI's taxonomy places the organism in Eukaryota, Metazoa, Nematoda, Chromadorea, Rhabditida, Trichostrongylidae.